Molecule: messenger RNA, 2964 nt
Organism: Rhinocladiella mackenziei CBS 650.93
Lineage: Eukaryota; Fungi; Ascomycota; Eurotiomycetes; Chaetothyriales; Herpotrichiellaceae
Exons: 3
Coding region: 1-2964 (987 amino acids)
Biological process (GO): actin cytoskeleton organization
Cellular component (GO): plasma membrane
Molecular function (GO): protein binding
Source: RefSeq, a predicted model, not a curated record
AUGUCAUACCCGACUCAACAGCGCCAGCGUGUCACUCUCCAAGCGGGAGAUGCACUGGUGGUCAUUCAUGAUUUUGAUGCUCGGAGUCCGGAUGAGUUGACCCUGCGAAAAGGCGAUCAAAUUGAGUUGGUUGAAUUAGACGAGGGCUUCGGCGAUGGAUGGUACUUGGGACGGCACUUGGGACAGGGAACGACAGGCCUGUUUCCGGGGGUCUACACCGCAAAGCUUCCCCCCAACUUCACUCCUGUCGGCGCCCCUGCCCCGAGGAGCCCUCGAUUUCCUGAACAGUCCCGCACCGAUGCAAAGAUCGACCCGCCUGCUUCUCCCACGUCUGCCAACGAAUCGACCGCGCCGCAUUCCACCUCCUCGCAUCAACACUCCAAUUCGCUUUCCAGAAGCUCGGUUUCCCCUUCUUCGACAUCCAAUAUUCCGCCUGUGCAGCGUAGCAUUGGUCAGGCUCUCUCGGGCGCUACGACUGGAGAGGAGAGUCCGGUAAUGAAUGAAACAUUGAGUGUGAUCGAUGAGCAUAUCACAAAUCUGAACACCCCGCGUCAAAGUCUGGCUCCGCCCCAGCCGGCGAUGGAAGACUCAGGGAGUGAAUAUAGUAGCCACCUGGAUCGAGCAUCCUACAUCGCUGGACCGGAAACCGAUAGUGAAGAAAGCUCCCAAUUAACGGAGGCCGAGGUAAAGCAAUGGGAUGCUAAAGAAACUGCCGAUUACCUGAGAAGUGUCGGGGCUGAUCCCCGACAUUGCGAUAUAUUUGAAGAGCAAGAGAUAACGGGCGACGUUCUAUUGGAGAUGGAUCAGUCUUUCAUCCAUAUGAAAGAAUUUGAUUUCGGUCUGAUGGGCCGCCGACUCAAGACAUGGCACAAGAUUCGGGAUUUUCAGAACCAGAUCCGAAACGCCAAAGAUUCUCGACAGAGGAGCUUGAGGCAAACCGGCUCGCGUGAAGAUGUGGCACGCCAACAUUCCCGAGGCUUGUCCGGUACCACCAUCCUGCCCAGGAUACCUAGUUUGAGGGAGGAACCAGGACUCUCCAUUCGCCCACCGCAGCACAGUCAUCCAUAUAUCCUGGUUGCGGCUGCCUCACCUCCUCUGGAGCCACAACUGUCUCCGACAUCUCACAGUCGGCCACAGUUAGGAGGAAGCACUCCUCCAUCACCCUGGAGAGCAUCCAUGGCCGCCGAGAGCCCGAGUCGGCCUUCAGCUGCGUCAAUCCGAGAAAUGAACCAUUCACGUCGGCAUUCGUCGAUCGACUUUGCAAAACACGGCCCUCAGGAGAUGCCUUCGAUGGCGGUGACAAAUACUUCGACUCAGCACAAGAAAAACGCGUCCUUGGACCGAGACUGGUCGAUGAGUAACGCAACCACGGCAGCCGCUGGCGCGAGUACGCCAUCUCUGAAAUUACACAUGGACACAAAACUGGACAGCGUGGGUAAGGUUGCCGAAUCUCCCUUCGACGGCAAUAAUUCCACUGUUGAUCUUGACCGUGGUUAUUUCAGUGGAAACGAGGUCGAUAAUCGCAAGGCCCGGAAUCUGUUGAGAAAGAGAGAUGGAUCCGAGAGUGCAGGACAUUCUCGUCAGUCGAGCAUGCUUGAUGAGCAACGCAAGACCGUCGCCGGUGCGAAACGACGCUCGCGUCUCAGCAGCGUUGAUUCAUUCAGAGAUCGCGGAAUCGCAGCGAUGUCGCCAGCGGCAAAAGCGUACCACAGCCGGUCAUACAAAGGACGAUUCCGCUCGGCGAGUGCGCGAAAUUUGACGACACAACGAUCGCCCACUGCGCAAUCUCCCACCGUCACGAAUUUAGAGGAUGAAAACAUGUCGACGCUGUCAUCGCCAAGGGCCAUAAGCGGCCCCACGUCACCAGCUGUCGCUGCUCUUGUGCCUUGGGCUGCCUCGCCGAAGGCUAGAAAGUUGUUGGGCCUGAGAGCAGCUCCCGAUACCGUCACAGGAAACGAGAAGGAAUCUGCGAAUUCCUCCACCGUCACGACAGAACCGCUGAAAGAGAGCCCCGUAGCGUCCCUGUCAGGCUCUCAAACUCCUUCGGCGACGUCGCGAAGCUUCGAGAUCGAUAAUACCGACACCUCUUCCAAAGGCACCACCGAACAGCUUGGACCGCUCCUGCAUACCAAAAUCACUACGCGCACACAUCCCAAGACCAAAAGACAAACAAGUGCGUACACGAGAGGCUUACUCCAGAUUUCCCCUGCCGAAGCGCGCCAACAUUGUGACUACCAUGGUUGGAUGAAGAAAAGAUCUACCGGCCUGAUUGCGCAAUAUAAACCGCGGCUUUUCAUUCUUCGAGGGCGACGACUGUCGUACUAUUAUUCAGAAAACGACACGGAAGAAAAGGGCGUCAUUGACAUUUCCGGCCAUAAGGUGCUCCGUGCCUCCUCCGACCCGAUAUCGACACUUCAAGCAACCAUAGCGGGAAAUUCUUCGACACCGUCAAUCGGAUCCGGUGGAUCUUCGGUUGAAAACUCACCGGAGACAUCUCGGAAUUCAAGCCCAGCCACGCCCUUCUUCUUCAAGCUCGUUCCUCCCAGAGCAGGAAUGUCCAGGGCGGUUCAGUUUACAAAACCAACCACUCACGUUUUCCAAGUUGACAACAUCGUCGAAGGGAGAAAGUGGAUGGGCGAGAUUCUCAAAGCAACCAUUGAACAUGACCUGUCUAGCUUUGAAACGACGAAUCGUCAAAAGACAGUUAGCUUGGCUAAAGCAAGAGCAAGAAAGGAGAGACCUCCUGCGCUGAAAGGAACUGAGGAUAUGGCCGAGCCGGCCGAGUCGGCCGAGAGUCAGAACUCUCAGGAAGAGAAGGAUCCGCGAGAGAGCGGAUUGAACAUACAAGGGCUUGAUUUCGAUGAGUCGGACCUUAAUCUGCAGUUGGAAACUGACAAACAAGGUGCAACUGAGAAAGGCCCAGAGGAUAAUGCAGUACAGGAUACCCAGACUAUCAAGACGUGA